AUGGAUUCUCACCAGCCAACCUUCACUUCACAAUACUCUGUUCCGGAUAGUGGUGUCAUGGAUGAAUUGCGGUGCGAUUCUCCUAAUGCUUCCAAAAGUCCCAGUGGCUUGUCUAUCCUUCUACAGCGCAAUGAGGCAGGACAUCCUGACAAGACAGCUGGUUCGCAGUGGCGAGGAUACGUUCCUGCCGGGGAGGAGCAGUCGAAAUCUCCAGACCCGACCGACAGCGUCUUCAUGAACAAUCUUCGCAUGCCAUUGCUUAUGUUCACGGAUGACGAGGCUGAUACUUGGGUCUAUAUCGACCCUGCCCCACAACCUGGCCAGUCUACCUUACUCACAGCUGAGACGCAGACCAUUCCUCAUCGAAUCCACAGUCGCAGUCUCCUGAAAACCGGCUCCAGCGUCUUCAAGAAAUAUUUCGAGCCGAGAUGCCAGGCCCGGGUACGCAAGCGCCGUGGUCUCGCAGACAAGUUGCCCGAUGGGAUCAAAUAUGUUCUUGAUCUCAGCCCUGCCACCGAGGGCGACGAUGCGCUUAUAUUCAUGACCGAACUCUCCUGCCCCGUCGGUGUCAGAAAAUGGGCACGAUACAUGGGCAAGUGGAACUUGCCGCCCUCGUGUGUCGGAGGCCAGGAUGAAGUAGAAUGGCUCCCAGCACCUGAACGUCCUCAAAAACAAGGGGCUGAGAAUGAAACUCAGGAUGGAUCAUGCGAUAAGGGUCAGGCUAGCGGCACGUUGACGAAACCAUACCGAAUGAAUUGGGAUGGUGGCCUACCUCAACCACCUGAGCAGGAGGCCCUUAACGAGGAGGAUUUUGCGAAGAGGCAAAUCGUCCGCGACGCGAAACCCCCCAGGAAGGUGCCUGGCCUUCCCUUGGACUACUCUCCGACCCGCCAUCGGACGGGCAUCGAGCGUCUCCUGCACGCUUUGGAGGGUCUGGACCCGCGGCUGGACACCGCCCCCAAGCUCUGGACCUUCUUCGCCCUGGCCAAGCUGUUUCACGUGGCGACAGUGCCGGCCGUUUGCGACUAUAUUGUGUCGUGGCUUCUCCAGCAGCCGAACACGCUGUUCGUCGAAGUCCACCCGGAACUGGCGUAUCGAAUUGCCUGCGGCAUCCAAAACACUGAUCUCUGUCGCGAGGCAUUUGCGAUUCUCGUGGGCGAAGAGGCGUUGCUUCUGCUGGAAGCGUCCGUGGAGGGCUGUGCUCCGAAGCGCUCUCAGCAGACCUUCCACGGUCGCGCCCGCGAGACUCUCGAUGAUACCGAGCUACAGCGGAUCGAAUACGCGAGCAAGACGUUUCUGGAGCGCAUCUUGGAGGCAUUUCGACAGACGUCGACCUAUGUGGAUGACCGUCGCGACAGCCUAGGGGGCAAUGACCUGGAUUACCCCAGCAUUGAUUUCUUCACCGCGCCGGCAGGCAUGUACUUUGCCAGUCGAGUCUUGACACGGUCAUUUUGGAGGACGCUCAUCACGGACAGCUUUCCUCAGGCCGCCAUGAGUUUUCCCGCCAGGCUGCUGCAUGACUCGAUACGGGAUCUGGCGCCUCAGCUGCCUUGCUUCAAGUCCCAGGCCGACGCCAAAAUCCGACUCGUUCGAUAUGAAGAGGUUGCCAAGGCAGUGAGGAACUUUAACAAGCAGAUAGGCUUUCUUCUCAGAAGGGGUGAAAAUAAUAAUAACGAGACUGGGGAUAUUCCCAGCAGCAGCAGCCUGCCACUCGACAAGGCCGCUGAUCUCUACUGGCUAGAACAAGCAUUCCUCGGUAUCCGUGAACCAGAACCAGAACCACACUUCUAUCUCGGCUCCUUCGGGAAGGACGUCCAGAGCUACAUCGCCCGCGUCGCCAAGACGAUGGAGCAGCCGCCUCACCCAGAGAAAGCAGCGAAGGAGGACGGGGUGGUGCAGUUCGACCUGGUGGACACGCUGGUGUGUCUGCAAGAAGAGGAAUUCAAGUACCUCCCGCUGUGGGCGAGCGGCAACGACGACGGCACGGGCGGCGUCUUUGUCGACCAGGACAUCCCCAUCCUCGAGACGGGCGGGUUUUCGACGCCGGGGCCGGCGGUGCACACGGAGAGCAGCGUCGCUUCCGCUUCUUCUCCUGCAUCAGACUCGUUCAGCACGAUCCACCCCAGCGACGCGGCCAGCACGGUGCAGCGCGCGUCCCAUCGCGUGACUCACAGCUACAAGACGGAGACGGACGUGGUGUCGCUAGAAUCGGCAUCAACGGCAGACACAGCAGACACUGAAACAGCAGAACUAUGGCAGAGAGUGCGCGAGUUGGAUCUGGAAGAAGAUAGAGACAGCGACAGCGACGACGAUACAAUCGGCGCAGAGACGCAAAGCCAACUGGACCUAGACGACAACGAUGACGAUGAUGAUGAUGACGAGUACUACCACGUGGGCUUUGAUGAUGAAGAUACCACUACCAAUGCGAGUUCCAGUUCCAGUUCGAAUUCCAGUUCUAACUAA
Molecule: messenger RNA, 2463 nt
Organism: Rasamsonia emersonii CBS 393.64
Lineage: Eukaryota; Fungi; Ascomycota; Eurotiomycetes; Eurotiales; Trichocomaceae
Exons: 2
Coding region: 1-2463 (820 amino acids)
Source: RefSeq, a predicted model, not a curated record